Messenger RNA from Labrus mixtus (cuckoo wrasse), 664 nucleotides. RefSeq names its product isoaspartyl peptidase/L-asparaginase-like. The coding region runs from base 57 to 365 and encodes 102 amino acids. The record is from RefSeq and is a predicted model, not a curated record. NCBI's taxonomy places the organism in Eukaryota, Metazoa, Chordata, Actinopteri, Labriformes, Labridae. Gene Ontology annotation, molecular function: hydrolase activity. The transcript has 2 exons.
UUCAGACGAGCCAUGCAUGUCUCACUGCAGAGGGUGCCAAACAGUUCGCCCGCUCCAUGGGCGUCCCUGAGGUGCCUAUGGAGUCCCUCAUCACCGAGUACUCCCGCAUGCGCUGGAGGAAGAACCUGGCACCUGAUGCCAACCCUGUGGAGUGCCAAAUGGGGAAGAUGGGCACAGUCGGGGCCGUGGCAGUGGAUAGUGAGGGAGUUGUAGCCUGUGCGACCUCCACUGGUGGGAUGCUGAACAAGAUGGAGGGUCGGGUGGGGGACACACCCUGCAUAGGUCAGUCCUCAAACAUACAGCGUGGAAUGAUAUGCCUCAUCAUAAAGGUAUUUGUUGAAGAAAGACAUACUAAAGACACUUAACCUGAAAAAGGUUGACUCAUUGUUCUUUGUUUUUAACAGUCCUCCAGUCCUUUGAGCAUGAUGCCUAAAAGUCCAUUUACCAUGUACUCACUAAUUCCUGCUCAUUGUGUCAGAGUCACAGCUCGAGUGGCUCAUUCUAAUAACCCUAAUGUUGCCUGAGUAAUGUUUCAGCGUCCGGAGUGUUGUUUAAAAUAAUAAGUGUACAUUUGGUGUGGCACUAGCUGAAUCAUCUCAGGGUUGAUUCACUCUAAAGGUUUAGUGAAGUGAGUGGAGUUUGGACUCUAAUCCGUCACUAUCAG